CCUGUGAUGACAUUCUCAAGACUGCUAAGUGAAGCCUCUGACCUGGAGCAAAUUGAUUGUGCUCCCAGGAUCUGAUGGUUCUUGAGCUAAGGGGAUCGUGCCUAAAAAUGUUGACUUCCCUGAUCCUGAUGUUGUGGAUGAUGCUUUUACUCCACCAAAGAGGUGUGUUUGGUGAUGAAGUGAAGGUUGUGCCUGUGAUGGAGGGACAUUCAGUCACUUUAACUGCUGAUGGUACUGAAAGACAGGGAUAUGAUGAGUUAGAGUGGGUACUUGCAGGUGCACUCAUAGCUAAAAUCAAUAUGAAAAAUAAACAGAUCUCAUUUAAUGAAACUCUUAACAAGAGAUUCAGAGACAGACUGCAGCUGAACAAUCAGACUGGAUCUCUGACAAUCAUAAACACCACAAUCACAGACUCUGGACCUUAUCGUUUAGAGAUGAAAGGAACUAAUUUGAAGUCCAAGAUCUUUAAUGUUACUGUCUAUGCUCCUGUGCCCACUCCUGUCAUCAUCAGUUACUGUCCUUCAUCAUCAUCAUCAUCAAAGCAGAACUGUUCAUUCCUGUGUUCAGUGAUGGAUGUGACCAGAGUGACUCUCUCCUGGUACAAAGAAAACAGUUUAUUGUCCAGCAUCAGUGUGUCUGAUCUCAGCAUCAGUGUCUCUUUACAUCUGGGUGUGGAAUAUCAGGAUAAAAACACCUACAGCUGUGUGAUGAAUAAUCCCAUCAGCAACCAAAGUCAACAUCUGAAAAUCAGUGAACUCUGUCACACAUGUGAAGCACAGCAAAGUGAACUUUGCAAAACAUCGCAGAAUGAAUUUAGUAACAUCCUGAUAUUUGCUGGUGCUGCUGUAACCUUUCUGGUCAUGGUUACUAUUGUGAUAACCUGUAUUUACAGGAAUCUUAAAAAAGCAGGACAACAAGUUGAAACAGUCCACACCUGUGAAGAAGAGAUAAUGCACGCUGAUCCAACAUUCUGCAAGCAAAAAGCGAGAGUGCAAAAAGAAGAUGUUGUGUAUGUUGUGUAUGCAGGUGUUGCUGUGAGUCGUUAAUCUAAUUCUCGGUCAUUGCUUCCUCGACUUUCUGAUCGCACUCUUUAGAUCGCAUCUUUUAAACAGUAUUAUAGUAUUCUAUUUUGUGCCUUUUUUCAAGUUAUUUAGUUAUUAGUUAUUGAGUCUGUUCUGGGUCUAAUGCUAAUGUUUGAUUCAUUUUGAUUAAUUUAG
Labeo rohita (rohu) is the source of this 1217-nucleotide messenger RNA. Its product is annotated as SLAM family member 9. Bases 75 to 1046 code for a protein of 323 amino acids. Lineage: Eukaryota; Metazoa; Chordata; Actinopteri; Cypriniformes; Cyprinidae. The transcript has 7 exons. The record is from RefSeq and is a predicted model, not a curated record.